Saccharomyces mikatae IFO 1815 is the source of this 1845-nucleotide messenger RNA. Its product is annotated as sugar porter family MFS transporter. The record is from RefSeq and is a predicted model, not a curated record. Lineage: Eukaryota; Fungi; Ascomycota; Saccharomycetes; Saccharomycetales; Saccharomycetaceae. Bases 1 to 1845 code for a protein of 614 amino acids. The transcript has a single exon. Gene Ontology annotation, molecular function: carbohydrate:proton symporter activity. Gene Ontology annotation, biological process: carbohydrate transport; transmembrane transport. Gene Ontology annotation, cellular component: membrane.
AUGAAGGGCAUAUCCUCACUAAUAAACAGAAAAAAGGGUAGGAGCGACUUGAACGUAGAUAAGAUCGAGGACGGAAUUAAUGGUACGGAUCUCAACUCGAUAGAGAUGCAGGAGGUAGGUAAGAAAUCCGACUUCGAUCUUUCCCAUAUUGAGUAUGGCCAAGAUUCACGAGGACUAAAAGAUAAUCAUGAGGAAGUGCCAGAUCUUCUCGAUGAAGCUAUGCAGGAUGCGAAAGAGGCAGAUGAAAGUGAGAGGGAUAUGCCGCUUUUGACGGCUUUAAAAACAUAUCCCAAAGCUGCUGCUUGGUCGCUGUUAGUCUCUACAACGCUGAUUCAAGAGGGUUAUGAUACCGCCAUUCUUGGAUCGUUCUAUGCUUUGCCUAUUUUCCAGAAGAAAUACGGUUCUCUAAAUAGUAAGACGGGAGAAUAUGAAAUUUCAGUUUCUUGGCAGAUUGGUUUAUGUUUGUGUUACAUGGCAGGUGAGAUUGUCGGUUUACAAAUGACUGGUCCUUUAGUGGAUCAUAUGGGUAAUCGAUAUACUUUGAUUUUGGCGUUGUUCUUUUUGGCUGCUUUCAUUUUUAUUCUGUAUUUUUGCAAAAGUUUGGGCAUGAUUGCCACAGGUCAGGCAUUGUGUGGUAUACCUUGGGGUUGUUUCCAAUGUUUGACUGUCUCAUAUGCUUCCGAAAUCUGUCCUUUGGCACUAAGAUACUACCUGACAACUUAUUCGAAUUUGUGUUGGACUUUUGGCCAACUUUUUGCUGCCGGUAUCAUGAAGAAUUCCCAGAACAAAUAUGCUAACUCAGAAUUGGGAUAUAAGCUACCAUUUGCUUUACAAUGGAUCUGGCCUCUUCCCCUGGCAAUAGGGAUUUUCCUCGCACCCGAAUCUCCAUGGUGGUUGAUCAAGAAAGGAAGAAUGGAACAGGCGAAGAGAUCGCUUGAAAGGACAUUGAGUGGUAAGGGUCCCGAGAAAGAAUUGCUGGUAAGUAUGGAACUAGAUAAAAUCAAAACGACUAUAGAAAAGGAGCAAAAAAUGUCAAAUGAGGGAACUUACUGGGAUUGUGUGAAGGACGGUAUCAAUCGGAGGAGAACGAGAAUUGCAUGCUUAUGUUGGAUUGGUCAAACAUCCUGUGGUGCAUCACUGAUUGGUUACUCAACUUAUUUCUACGAAAAAGCUGGUGUUAGUACCGAUACAGCUUUCACUUUUAGUAUUAUUCAGUACUGUCUUGGUAUCGCUGCAACGUUCAUAUCCUGGUGGGCUUCGAAAUAUUAUGGUAGAUUUGACCUUUAUACGGUUGGAUUGGCUUUUCAAGGCAUUAUGUUCUUCAUUAUCGGCGGUUUGGGAUGCUCGGAUACUCACGGUGCCAAAAUGGGAAGUGGUGCUCUUUUAAUGGUUGUUGCCUUCUUCUACAACUUGGGUAUUGCGCCUGUCGUUUUCUGCUUAGUUUCUGAAAUACCGUCUUCUAGGCUAAGAACCAAAACAAUCAUUUUGGCUCGUAAUGCUUAUAACGUGAUAAGUAUUGUGGUUACAGUUUUGAUCAUGUACCAAUUAAAUUCAGAGAAAUGGAACUGGGGUGCGAAGUCAGGGUUUUUCUGGGGAAGCUUCUGUCUCGUUACUUUGGCUUGGGCGGUUGUUGACCUACCCGAAACUGCGGGUAGAACCUUUAUGGAAAUAAACGAAUUAUUUAGACUUGGUGUUCCAGCAAGGAAGUUCAAGUCUACUAAAGUGGACCCAUUUGCGGUGGCUAAAGCGGCUGCUGCAGAAGCAGCCCUUAGAGAUCCCAAGGAGGAUAUGGAAACUUCCAUUGUGGAAGAAGGGCAAAGUAUGCCAUCCGUUAUAAACAAAUGA